Molecule: messenger RNA, 2617 nt
Organism: Oncorhynchus tshawytscha (Chinook salmon)
Lineage: Eukaryota; Metazoa; Chordata; Actinopteri; Salmoniformes; Salmonidae
Product: calcium-responsive transactivator
Exons: 11
Coding region: 348-1727 (459 amino acids)
Biological process (GO): positive regulation of dendrite morphogenesis; positive regulation of transcription by RNA polymerase II
Cellular component (GO): nucleus
Molecular function (GO): transcription coactivator activity
Source: RefSeq, a predicted model, not a curated record
UACUACUGUGAGAAAAAAUCUACUGCAGCCUGCAGCCUAUGUCUGGUUUAUACCAAAAAAUUACUGAGUGAGCGUCUCGAUCAAGGCGAAUCUUUUCAUAGACAUUAUGGAACUCUCCAUUUUUGCAACAUCACCAAAUGUAGAGUAAACUAUCAAUUUGCGUCCAGGAGAAUAUUGUUGUUUAUUCGUAAUUUCUUUUCAUUUUGGUAUAAUCCAGGGGUUCACACACCCCUAUGAUUUUCAUAAAAUGGGAAACCUAACUAUGUUAUAGAGGGCUGCGCGCUAGAUAUAAGCUACAUAUUACAAUAAAAAUAGGCUUUUCAUUUUUUCCAUUUCCUAAUAUCACAAUGUCGGUUGCAUUUUCAUCGGCGCGCCCAAGGAGCAAAGGGGAGGUGACCCAACAAACUAUACAAAAGAUGCUGGAUGAAAAUCACCAUCUGAUACAAUGUAUAAUGGAUUACCAGAACAAAGGAAAAACAGCAGAAUGCACACAGUAUCAGCAGAUUCUUCACAGAAACCUGGUCUAUCUGGCUACGAUAGCAGAUUCUAAUCAGAACAUGCAGUCACUGUUACCUGCGCCUCCUACCCCUAACAUGGGGAGUAUGGGUCCUGGAGGGAUGGGGCAGAACGGGGGCAGUGGGCCCAUACACUCCCAGAGUAACCUCAACGACGCCAUGACACCUGGCCUGCCCCCCCCCUCCAUGAUGCAGAGUCAGAUGAGCAAUGGCCCCAGCCACGCUCCCAUGCAGCAGCAGCAGCAUGCGGGUCAGACACAGUCGGCUGGGCUCUCCUCCACGUCCCUCAGCCUGCCGGCCAGCACCCACAGCUCAGCCUUGGGCUACAGCCACCCCGUGCCCCCCUCUUCCCAGGGCAGCAUGAUCCAGGGGCCUGGCCCAAGCCCAGGCUACGGUUCUUCCUCUCCUUCCUCCUCCCGCAGCAACCUCAACAUGCAGUCCAACCCAGUCUCCAUGAUGCAGCAGCCUCAUUACCCGUCGUCCCAGACUGGGGCCGGGCAGCAGCACUACCAGGGCCAACAGACUGCUAUGGGCAUGUUGGGGCAGAGCGGACAAGGCAACAGUAUGGUGAGCCAGAGGCCCAUGGGGACUUACCGACACACACAGCAAGGAUGUGCACUGCAGUACAUGGGACAAGACGAGUUCUACGGAGAGCAGUAUGGACACACUCAGAGCUCCAGUGAGCCCAUAAACCAGCAGUAUUACCCUGAUGGUCAUGGCGAGUACUCCUACCAACAGUCGUCCUACGGUGAACACGGCUAUGAGAGGCCCUUUGACGAGUCCUCACAGCACUACUACGAAGGAGGCAACUCCCAGUACAGUCAGCAGCAAGCCCAGUACCAGCAUGGCUCAGGUCAGCAGCAGCCCUUCAGCCAACAACAGUACCCCUCACAGCAGGGCUACAGCACACAGCAACAGGGCUAUGGUCCAGGUCAGGGUGCGUCGUCCCAGUACUCCCAGUACCAGCAGGGUCAGGGCCAGCAGUAUAGCUCCUACCGUUCCUCCCAGGCUGCCCCUGGGGCACAGACACAGAGGCCCUACGCUUACGAACAGGUACAGCUACAGCUACCCCUGACCCCACGUUUUGAGGAGGACGGUGCUGUCCAACCAAACAUUGGGGUCAAUAUGGAAACUACCAGCAAUAAGGCACCACCUCCUGGGCAAACUGGUGGACAGGUUAGGCAAGGGAACACUUCUGUGAAUGCCCCUUAACAGUCAUAUGUAAACCAGUCUGAGUAAAUUAGUUAUAUUAAGCUCUGAAUCCUUUUAGUUUGCUGAGAGACAGAUUAGAAGGCUAGAAUAUCAGCUCCAUUGUCCGCUUGUUCAAUAUUUUCUAGCUGAGUAGAGGUUAACUGGUUCAGGAGAUCCUAUAUGAAGCACCUCUCAUCUCUGCUUUCUCUCCUCACCCUCUAUAAGAGGCUUUGAAUUAGGGGGGUAUCUGGUAACAAAUCGGGGCAUCCUCAAUAGUAUUAUUAUAUUAACAUGGGCACUAUAUGUGUUUUAAACUCAUGUGAAAUGUUAAACCUGCCUCUAAAUGUCUUCCUUCCUUGGUCUAUGACCUCUAUCAGCCUCUACCUGGCUCCUCAUAUCCUCCCUUUCUGUCUUUGUCUUUCACAGGGUGCACAAUACAAGUGCUAUCCUCUCUUUAAGAAUGUAAUUGGAAAUGUGCCAAUUAGGUUGUUCACAUUUACAUAAGAUUGAUCUAAUAUAAUACAUUCAGCAUCUAUUAUUCAGUGUAGAGAAUAACUUAGAGUUGACUCUUGAUAAGUGUACUUUGAUUAAGGUGAAAAUGGGGCUUGUCGGUGGUGUUCAACCUGUCUUCAGGUUGUGUUUUUUUAAAUCUGUGAAGUUGUGUAGGUCAGUGUGUGGUGUGACCGACUGUUUUGUGUUAACACUCUCUUUGUGUAAGAAGAACCAAUGUUUAAGUAAGGUAAUAGACGAAAUAGCUGGUGAAUUGACAAGUGUGCAUCAACUACACUACAUUGCCAAAAGUAUGUGGACACCUGCUCAUCGAACAGACUGCCAGAUGGUGAAGCAUGAUUCAUCACUCCAGAGAACGUGUUUCCACUGCUCCAGAGUCCAAUGGCGGUGAGCUUUAUACC